Molecule: messenger RNA, 957 nt
Organism: Diachasmimorpha longicaudata
Lineage: Eukaryota; Metazoa; Arthropoda; Insecta; Hymenoptera; Braconidae
Gene: snsl
Exons: 4
Coding region: 268-804 (178 amino acids)
Source: RefSeq, a predicted model, not a curated record
UACUCGAGUGUACUGACCUCGAUCUCGUCCAUUCAUUCAGUCCUUUCACUGAAAAACCGUUUCUUUCCAAUACUAUUGCCUCAGUGUUUCUGCAUACCGAUGAAAACGCUAUCCGUCUUCUCGAGGGAUAUAUGGCCAGUUUAAGAAUGUCCGGCCAUCAGUUCAUUUCUAGUGUUGUGUAGAAUCAAUUGGUGAACAAUAAACUAUUAGUUAGUAUUAAAUAUGUUGUGAUAAUUCUCUUAAACAAGAAAUUGUGCUGGCCAUAAAAUGAAAAGUUAUUUCCUUCCAUUUGCUGUUCUAUUUCUCACGUCGUCUGGUAUCAGUGGCUUGAUAAUACCUGAAGAGUUGCCAACUAUUUUAUCUCUAGUAUAUUCACAUAUACCACCAAUUCGAACAGGUACUGAUUCGAGAUUUGGAGUUGGAUUCCGUCUUGGUCAACAUGCCGACUUUCAGGCUUUGGUUGAACUUGGACCACAAAUAGAAACUCAAAAAAUCGGUGCCUCUGAUAAUAAACGUAGACGACAAGCGAUGUUGGACGCUGCGGUACGUGGAGACAUGGGACCGUUAUCAAAGUCGAUUGCCGAAUUCAAUAUUGCCAAAAUGAAACACAAGCAAGAAGUUACCUUGAAGCAAGUCGAGGAACAAAAGGAUGAUCCAAGUGACUGGUUAAGAAAAUGGAGUAAAGAGGUAGGUAAAAAAGAGGCAAAUAACGGCCUAAGUCCCUCGCCGCGAUCGGAAAUCCAGCAAAUUCGAGUGUCUUCAGAAAGUAAAAAAACACAUGUCAAGAAAAAAUAUGUUGAAUAAUAUAAAUGUGUGGUAACAUUGGAAAGUAUUGCCUUCAUAAACUUGAGCAAUAAAGUAGUUCAGCCUAGAGAUGUUACCGUCCAUGACAUCAAUCGACAUUGCACUGUAAGAAUUCUCUCUUGAAAUAAAUACAUCUUGUGAGGUUCAAAAAAA